GAAGAAAGUUACAGAGCUGCGAUUCAUUUUGUUGUUCCUGAAGGUCUGCAGCGAGUCAUCGCCCAAAAUUCUGAGCAAGGUUGUUUUUCUUCUGUGCUCUCUAGGUCUCCAGAUCACACUAAGUUUGUGGGAAGUUUCAAAACUAAGCAAGACUUCAUAGAUCUGAUUGAAGUAAUUUAUCGAGGAGCGAUGAGGGGAAAACUUAUUGUCCAAAGUCCUAUUGAUCCCAAGAAUAUUCCCAAAUAUGACCUCCUCUAUCAAGACAUUUAGCACAUUUACUACUGAAAGUUGAAGACAAAGGCACAUCUUGAAGCAGUACCUGAGCCCAGCUAUGCUCUCUUCCUGGAGCCCUUCAGAAAGGUGCUCAGCGUCCCAGCAGAGAAGACGUCUGACAGGAAAUACCCUGCCCCCAAGUAGAAGGCCACACUGGUACCAUGAUUAGCAGGGGUGGAUGCUGAAAUGUCUGCUCCCUGCAAACCUCAGAGCAGUCAAGACAACCGUGGUCCGUUUUCCCAGCGUGAUUUUUUAAAUCUAUAUUGUGCUGCUCCUUAUUCCUUAAGAUGAUACAGAACCCUUCUAAACGUUGCCUAGUACAGUUUAAUUUAACUGUGUAUACUUGAUACACAAGUAAAAUAGAAAAUCUGUUCCCACAAGAACAGAAACACUGCUUUUAUACACUAGAUGUACACACAUACACAACGCGCGCACGCUCCCCCUCGCCCAUUCCUCCGUGCAGAUAUUUAUCGCGUGCUCUCACAUCUCCAGUCCCGUUAUCCCUGUUUCUCUUGGAUAAAUGAUUCUCUACUGAGAGUGGGCAAAUUUGUUUUAUUUUGGAAACUUUCUGGCUGAGACUUUUAAAACAGUAUCUCGGGGGGCACCUGGGUGGCUCAGUCGGUUAAGCGUCUGCCUUCGGCUUAGGUCAUGAUCCCAGGGUCCUGGGA
Messenger RNA from Leptonychotes weddellii (Weddell seal), 941 nucleotides. The record is from RefSeq and is a predicted model, not a curated record. NCBI's taxonomy places the organism in Eukaryota, Metazoa, Chordata, Mammalia, Carnivora, Phocidae.